AUGGCGACUCAGGAAUAUAAAUCUGUUGCUACCAUAAAGAAGGCCUUGAGGAGCGUUACCAAAGCAUCUGAUGUCAGGGAGGACAAUGCUUUGAUGUUGCAGCCAUACAGUAACUGGGAACAGUUUCUGAUGCCUGGCCCACUCUCUAUUGCCAUCUUAGGGGAGAUUAUAUUCAUUUCUGCAGGAGAGGACUUUGCAAUUGACAAGGUUGUGCCCAAGGAAGGGUUCAAGUACAUGAAAUACCCCAAAUCAUUCCGUGCCUCUUUAGUGCAAGUGAGCAACGAGGGCUGGGAGGCUUUUCAGCAAGCCCACAAGAACAUGGACCAAAUCCGGCUUCUCACUCUGAAUGUCCCCACUGACAUGAGGGAUGUCGUGAAGUUUCUCAUACAGAAAGAUCCAAAGGUCACUGAAGCUUUCCUACCGAUUCCUCUGAACAACAUCAAAUCCACUGCAGAUAAAUGCUUGAAGCUGUCCACAGCUGUAGAGCAGAAGUUCACUGGGGUCAUCCAUCUCGUCAAUGAACUAUUGGAGGCCUGUACAAGCUCGAAAGGAGUGUAUGAGGAACAAUUACAUGAAAUAAAAAUCAAAAAAGAACUGGCUGAAAUGAAGGAGAAAGCAGCAAUACAGGCAAAAAAAAUUCUGAAUGAGUACCACCAAAAAAUGGGAAAGCAAUUGGAUGAUGCAAAUAAAGAAUACAAAUCCAGCAUGGAUUCCAUACCAGUUGGCUGGAACGCUGUCGGAAUGUCAAUAACAGAAACAUUUUUCAAUAGUGUCAGUUCAUUACUCAGUCUAGGGGUUGUCAAGUCACUGUUCUCUGGAAUUAGCAAUGUUGUAACAGCUGCAGUCAGUUCCAAAUCUGCUAGCAAUGCUAACGUCAUUGAGAAUAAUAUCAUUUAUAAAGGAGAGAUCCUGCAGUUUUCUAUACAACAGCUUUAUCUCUACCGGACCCAGGAUAAGAAAAUUGACUUGAAGAAACUGAACAGUGAGGAUGGAACAGGAAUAUUAAACUUGUGUAAACAGAACUUGGAGGAAUUGCAGAAAGAGGCAGAAAAUGGAGGAGAUUGCCCGGAGAAGGAUACAGCCCUGAAGAUCUGUAAAUCAGGAAUUGGAAUAUGUGUGGAGCUGCAAACCUUACAAAAGUCUAGACCAGCUGAUGAAGUGGCAAUGGCCAGUCUAGCUAAGAAGAUCAAAAAUGUGAUGCAGGAGACAAUCAGGUUCUCCUCUCACUGCAAGACAAAGGUAGGUACCAUGGGUGUAACAGCCACUCCACCACACAUGUCUCGAGCUGACCCAGGAGAGGGUCCCAUUGGUUUACAGACAGCCAGCCUCAAUGCCAGAAUCAAAGUGGAACAGUCUUCAGCACAGCUACAAGCUGCACAGGAGAUGUAUGAGAGAAGCUUUCAGAAUAUAAAGAAGAAUAAUGAAGAACUGCAAGAGAUCCUGGCAACUCUGAAGAGCUGUAAAAUUCAGGAAAUAGAUUUUGAUAAAACUGUGGAGAUGCUUCUGAAGGGAUUGGAUGCAUUGGGCCGUGUGAAAGAACAAUGGGGAAAGAUGGUUCUCUUCUUCACCAUGAUAUCAAACCUGAUCGAAUGCUCCCUGAACCCAUCGCUUCACAAAUUCGUACAGUACAGUGAAAAGACUUCCUCCGGCUAUUCACAGAACCAACUGAUCCAAGACAUGUUGUACACAGAGAUCUCUCAUGCCACUAAUAUUUCAAGCCUUGUCCACAUGAUCGCUGAAACGUAUGUGCAGAUCUCCACCCAACAUCUGAUGGACCGGGUCAACAGCUUGGGGAGGUUAAUGAGCCUCGACCCAAAACGAGACACAAAUACAUUUGAGGAGGAGCGGAAGAAGUUUGGAUUGGACUGUGAGGAAGCAGGAAAAGCCAUUGAAGAUCUUGUAAAGGAUAACAAAGCAAAGUAUGAAAAGCGUGUGCAGGCGAGAAUAGACAGAAUCCAAAACAAUGUGAAUGUCUUGCUACCCCCUGCUACACCAGAAGAAAUUAAAGAAAUUAAAGAUGCCGUGCAAGGAGGCAUUCGGGCAGCAAUGGUGGAAAUGACAGAGGAAGAUAUGAAUGAUUUUGUCUAA
Messenger RNA from Hypanus sabinus (Atlantic stingray), 2088 nucleotides. RefSeq lists its product as uncharacterized. The transcript has a single exon. NCBI's taxonomy places the organism in Eukaryota, Metazoa, Chordata, Chondrichthyes, Myliobatiformes, Dasyatidae. The record is from RefSeq and is a predicted model, not a curated record. Bases 1 to 2088 code for a protein of 695 amino acids.